GGACACAUUCAGCCAAAUGCCAAACGCUUUUUCCCCCGUCGUCAAUCGACAAUCAGUGAUGCGGUCGGUUGCUGAGCAGUCGUUUCUUCGGUGUUGAAAGUCAUACUUUCGUAUCGAAUUUUCAUACGUUUUUUUACCGAACUGGUGCGUGUCUCCAACGGGAUCUACUCUCGUUCGCCUCGCAACACCGCCAACACAAUAAUUUUUGUUAUUUACCGGUUGUAAAACGCGCGCAAACUAUGGCCGAUGAAGAUGCACCUCUGCCGCCACACGCCAACGGCAAUGGACAAGAAGAGAACGGGCACGUGCCGGAAAUCGAGCUCAUUAUCAAGGUAUGUUAAAUAAACACCAUAGACGAAAUUACGACGUAAUCGGUUGUUAACAAGAGUCGGUUAACCGAAUAUGAAUAAAGACGACACAAAACACAGGUAUAAACUCCACAUUUAUGCUCAACGGAUAGACAAAAUCUCCUCGUUCAAUUUGAGCGGGUGGGCAAAUCAUCACGAAAAUAGUAGGUAGAUGCAUAGCGAUAUCAAGUCUGUGAUAAAUUGCCAAAAUAAAAAUAGAAAUUCUGAACAUAUGCGCUGUACUUACCUAGUUAUACAUUGCAAAUAUUAUAUAGGUUUAUAGAUAAGCAUUUAUACAGAAUCGCUAUAAACCUUUACACAUAGGUAAGCUUUGUCAAGCUAAAUUUAAUUUAUAAUUUAUUGAAAUUUCAGAACUUUAGCAUAAAAUAAUAAAUAAAUAAUAAUAAAUAAGGAGAUUUUUUCCUUGUUUUGAGAAAUAGAUAGGUACACUAGUCUUUUGUCAAUUGCUAGUUUCCUUAAAUCUUUUCUGAUUCAAUUAAUUACCUAUUACGUUGUGUCUUAAACAUUAAGAAACGAAAUAGAAAAAAAUUAAAAACUAUAAGUUAAUUCUUUCGUAAUUUUUUAAAUCAAUAAUAAUAACUAGAAUAUUUAUGAUAUGAGUAGUAGUUUUUCAGAAAUACGUUUAUUAUUUAUUAUUUUUUUAAUAAUACGUAGAUUUAACGGUUGUAGGCUACUACUGAACUGUAAUUUUAAAAAUAAACAAUUAUUAAGAGUUAUCUAUAAGACAAGAAUGAUUUUUAGACAAAUGUUGUUGACCAUAAAUGCUGGAGAAGCAGAACUUGCAGCUUAUUAACAUGUUUACGAUCUUUUAUAUUCUUAUACCAACUUUUAUAAAUUAUACGUUAACAAUUGAUACAAGUAUAUAAUUGCUAAUAAAUUAUACACCUACUUAAGUUCAUAUUACUUACCUAUUUAAUACUUUAAAAAAAAAAUAUAAAAUAUAAAAUACCUACACUAUUAAAAUCAUACCUUUACCUUUAGUUUUAUUAAAUUAGCUAUAUUUAGUUGUAUUAUUUUAUAUUUAAACCGAAUAGAAAAGGUCCCCUUUAAGUUUUUCGCAUUAAUGCCGAAUUUCUAAAUUUACCCCUUUUACGCCACUGUCAAUUGCUACUAUGAUCCGGGAAGUUGACCGGUCUUUCGAAUUUGUUUUGAAAUACCAAACACUAGACAUAACAAGGUUUGUUGACCGUGAAUGAAUUCCAAAACAAUUAUUAUUAUAAUUAUUAAAUAUUCACGUCUUGCAAUAAUUUUAGAAUUUUUUAAAAUAUGUUCUUUUUUCAAUUUUUUUUAGGUAUAAGGUUAUAAUACAUGCUAUCAUUAUGGUACAUUUGAAAAUUUAAAUUAGAUAUUUUUUAAGUAUUACCCAAAGUUAAUACCCAUAUAAUAUUUUGGGAUUACCAAAAAAAAUCUAUGACCUCGUAAACAUUUAAAAUUCUAUACCUAUUGUGUAGGAAGAUGGCGUUUAGUAAAAAUGUAUUUUAUCUGGGAACUUCACAUAUAUUUAAUUGUAAUAGUGUAAAUAAUAAGCGUUAAAAUAAAAUAGUUAUACUUACUAAAAUUUAAAUUAAAGAUUGCUUUAUUUGCUUAAUAUUCAAUAUGUUGGGUACCUAUAUAAUUAAAUCGAUUACCUGUAAUAGGCUAUAGUUUAUUAGUUUAUAUACUUAAUAUAUAAAAGUAAUGGAUUGAACAGUUAUAAAUUCGGUAACGUGACAUAAAGAUAAAUAGCCCUGAUAUCGUUUUGGAUACAAAUUAAACAAAAUGUGUUUAUCGAAUGUGUUUAGUUAAAAAACCAAAAUUAAAAAUCUGAACUACUUUAUUGAAUCUUUGGACGUAUUAUGAUAUCUAACUAAAACAAAUUGUCCCAGAUAAAUUGUAUUAAAUUACCAAUCAUUUGGAUAGCGUAAACAGUCACGCGAAUAUAAAAACGUGUAUUUGGACGUGUAGUUUUCGUCACCUACUUAAAAAACCAAAACGUCUAUCAGUAAUUUGAAUUUAACGUUUUCUGUAGAAUUAAAACAAAAGGAUUAGGUAUGUUAAAAUAGUUUAAACGUUAUAGGAAUUCGAUAAUUAUAUAAAAAAAAUUCCGAUAACAUUAAUUUAAAAUAUCACGUUAUAUUUUCUAUACCGUUUUGGCUCGCAUUUAGGUAAGUCGUACUCAUAUCCACUGUCAGUACUGCCUAUCUGUAUUAUAGAAGUAUUUAUUUCCUCGGUAGAUUUGAUAGCAGCUUUAAUUUGCUAAUCUUUCCACCGGAGUUUAUUAUUAAUUAAAAUGUUUGCAUAAUAUUUCAACUACAGUUAGAUAAAGAAAGCCUCCAAUCUGUAUUAGAUAUCAGCUGUGCCAUUUUUUGUACAUUACAAGCAGCAGCUUGUCAAACAGCAGUCCCGCCCGGCUGUGUCCGUGCAAUAAAAAAAGUUUCUAAAUAAAGUUAAUCGAUAAAUUAUCAUUAUACGCUAUUACUAUAGACAUCCGCACAUCACAGGGAUUGAAAUUAAUGACAAUAUUUUUUUUCUUCAUUCGUGUUACCAAGGUAACCCAUAAAUAAACAAAAACAAUUCGGUUUUUAUACUAAACAUACCUAAUCACCGAAUUUUAGACAAUGAUAUUCAAUUAGGGGGGGGGGUUAAUUUCAAUAGUUUCGCGGUUAGUGUACUCAACAACUUCCCAAAAGUUUAAUAUGUUAUGAUGGCGAUCGGAUUAACGAUGAAGUAGCACAUAAAGGACAAACACGAAGAUGUAUUUAUUGUAUAUUAAUUGUCUUGUCGAUUUCUGAAACUUCCUAGGUUUUGCUAUCCAAUCUAAAAAUAUAUUCCGAAAUUGUUUAUAGCCCCCGCGCUUGUUAAUGAAUACGAUUAGUAAUAUUAUGUAUAAACCAACUAUCAUUUAUACUCCUAAUUACUAAUCAUUAAUAUUGUAAUAAUGUAAUUCUAUUUUGCUAUCUAUUUAUUUAUUUGAUUAUUAUCUUUAUUUUAUUUUAAUUUAAUUAUAUUCAUAUAUAUUUUAUUCUAGUUUAUAAGCUAUGUAUGAAUGUAUUGAACGGCAAACUGUGUCGUGAGGCGACUCACAAAGUGAGCAGUCCGCUAUAUAUUUAUAUUUAUAUUAAUAAAGUUGUUUAUAUAUAUAUAAACUGUAUAUACACUGUUAUUCUGUAAUCCGUCUUUUAAUAAUAUUGUUUGAUCGAUCCCAAUGCACGUCUUGUAUUCAUUUCUCCGCGUGUCCACCUAAAGUUGAAACAAUUUCGAUAACCUAUAUAGAUUUAAAUCGAGACGGCUAUACGAUUUUGCCGCGAUAUUCGAUGCCGGCCGACGAACUUUUUCGAAAUCGCCCAAGCCAUGAAACCGCAACUGAUUUCCUAUUUCCGCCGCUUUCAACGAUUUUAGAUGCCGUACUGCGAAUACAGCCGCGUAAAAUAAUCAGAGUUGCUAGAAGGUUCUCAAAAGUUUCGUCACCAAUAGACAGCGCUGAAAAAUCGCCCAAAAUUGUCAAGUAUUGUGAUAAGUUCACCCAAUAUCGCCAGCACGAUCUUAGAAGAACGCUGUUAUCAUGCAUUUAUAUUGAUAAAACAUCCAAAAAUGUAUUAUCACGAUUCACGAUUGAAUGUGUUCAAUUUUUUUUUUUUUUGGAUAAUUACAAAGAUUUAUAAUCUACGGUUUAGUGCUUUUUAAUGUUGAGAUAAUAUAAAAACAUAAAAAAAAAAACAACGACACUUCGACUAAUUUUAAAUUUUAGUUCGUACAAUUUGUAUUAUUGUAAUAGUUAUUAUUACGAGUUACAACUAUUAAUUAUUAUGAUCCAGUAAAAACACAUAACACGUGGUAACCGGUAACUGCCGCUUGGUUAGAAAAUAACCCCAUAAAUUAUUAAAUUGAAUUUUUUUUACAAUAAAAAUAUAUUUCCAACUUUUAUUAAUGUCACUUUAACCAUUAUACAUUUGUUCACAAUAUUAAUUUUAUCUCCAGAAAAUGUAUUUUAAAGAUAGUCCAAUUGGCGAUCCAAUCCGGUUGGGAUAAUUAUUAUUGUCGCGAAUGGUCGUUGGCCGGUAUUUUAUUCGCUCGGGCAACAGUUAUGGGAUUUUUACAACGAAAACGCUAUGUUCGGUACAUACAGUAUACAGUGACGUAAUAUUGUAACAACAGGACAAAAAAAGCCAUCGGGUGGGAGGGAAAAAAGUCGCCGGCCGUGUAAUAUUAUGGCACACACUCAUAGGUAGUUAUGACCCGUACACGGUGUACAGGAAAAAAAAAAAAAACGUUACGUGCCUACGUAUUUCACACUGCGUUAUAACAGCAGGUACGCAACCGAGGAAAACGCGAACCGGCUACGGGUAGCGACCGAGCGGCGGCGCGCGCGUAUCGGAUGCGGCGCGUUGUCGUUGCCCCGGCGCGGCUGGUCUCGUUGCAUGUGUCUCGCCCCCCGCCCUCCUUGACCCGUCCACCCUGUAUAAUAUUCUACGACGGUACACGCGCAGGCGGUUUCCCCGCCGCCCCCUCACCACUGCCCCUGCCCAUCCGCCCACCGCCGUAGUGUUUUCAGCUGUCGUCUGUCUGUCUUUUUAUACCCGGCGGGCCCGGUCGGCUGUUAAAAUAACGCACGAGUGGUAGCCGCGGCGCCCGUAUACCUCCUAUGCAUACCGUAGUCGAGUAGACACUAUUUGCGUAUUGCAUUACAACCGCGUCGGUUUUCUCGUAAAUAUUUGCGUUUUCGAGUUUAUUUAUAUCGCACGCGGGCAAGGAAUCAACCCUCCUAUACGGGCUAGCCGCUCGAGACCCACCGCCGUCGCGGAGGGCGCCGAUCGUUUCACAUCUCGCUCUGUAGUUAUUGUCCACCGUCGAUUAAACGCUAUACACUUAAUAAUAAUCCCGGGCGCCCGCGGGGAAAUUUAUCGCGGAGGUGCAUGAUAAAAUCAACCGCCGCAAUGUGUACUCGAAAUAAAAUUACAUUCGACAUUUCGAAGUCCGAGGGGGCAGACUUGCCCCCUCCUCCGGGCGUCCGUGCUGACAAUACCUACACGCAUAGUGUAUAGGAUUGUCCGCAUUUUAAUAAUCAUUUUUAUUUUUUUUUAAUAAUUAAUUAACGGUUUAUCGAGAUUAAAAAAUUUAAAAAAACCGGCGACUGGCGCAACAACCUGUUAUGUCAUAUCGUUUUCGUGUUUAUUACUUGCGUAUAAUACGUUCCGAGUAGAUUCAAUGAUAUUAUUCCUUACGCAGUCGGUCGCAUUAUAAUAUUAUUAUGUUCGGUCACGAAUCGAACGGGUUUCGUAUUAUUAUUUAAUGCAUAUUUUUAUUUUAUUUAAUACCCGUACUUGUAUGCGUCCGGAUAUAGGUACUAGCUGAUUACAAAAUAUUAUAAUUUUAAAAAUUGUUACUAAAACAUUGAACCUAAUAAUUUAUGUAACGUUUUGGACUUCAGUAUCUGUAUUCGAAUAAUAAUAAUAAUAAUUAUUAUUAUUACUUUUAUUAUAAUGUAUAGGUGCGAAACUACGUCCGAAACUCUGAAUCCUAUACGCAUUCCUGGAAUUAUUAACAUUUUAUCACUGAGUAAUAAUAACUAGCAAUAAUGAAUAGUAAUAAUUUUACUUGUAUUAACCCAGAAAUUAACCUAUUCAAUAAACGAUUAUUAUUAUUAUUUAAGUAAGUACAUAUCGCGUGUUGCAAUGAUAGGUCGUAGGCAUUUCACUUUUUCAACAUCUAAUCUCUUCGGUCGAGUAGAGAUACGAACUUUUACGUGGGCGAUGCGGAAAAAAUAUACGAUCCUUUUCUUUGCGGCUGGUGAUCUAAUAAUACCAUUGUAAAUUAUUCUUAAAGAGAUAUUUCCGUUGUUUUUAUCUGGAUUUUUUAUGUUAACUAAAGAAUUUAAGAUUUUCAUUAAUUUAUUGCAUAUUUAAAACAAACGGGAUUUAAACAUUAUUUGUGGCCAAGUAGGUACAUUUAAUGUUUCUUGGAGAUAUUGGAGUUUAUACUAUUGUUUAUAUUUAACUACCAACAAUCCAACAUUCUUGCGAUAUACCAUAUUCGUGUUGACAUAUUUUUUCUACGAGGUUAUUGCAGAGGGACUCUUUAUCCACCGUAUCAUCUCUGUUAUCAACAUUCGUUUUGCAUUUCAUGGUAUUCACAACAUUGUAAUGCACGACUGUAGCGAAAUAAAAAUCUGAUAUCUGAAUUUCGUGACUAUUUUGUAUUGUACCUAUAUUUGUAAGUUAUAACCUAUUCGUACAGUCGUAUGACGUAGAUAUAAUGUAUAGAUUAUACGUGAUAAAUUAUGUACGUACUUAUAAAUUAUAAUAAUAUAUGCUAUAGAAUAAUUGUAUGUAAAUAAUAUGCCUGAAAUAUUUUAUUGAUCUUAUUAAUCAGAAUUUGUAUAUCUAUAGUCAAGUUUAAAAAUUAAAAAAAGAGCUGAUGUGAUAAGAAGGUAGAAUAUAUUAAAAUUUAAUUUAUAUCUUGCACCGUUAAAUUAUUUCUAAUGAAAAACGACUCUUACUUCAUGAUAAUGGCGAAUAUUGAGGGGAGGGGUUCGAUUGGUGGAUCGCCUUCCUUGAGGUUUUCGUCACUCUUAACUAUAUACAGGGUGUUUCACGGAGCUAUAUACGACCGGUGUUACAAUGGGUAUAUCUUCGUUGGACACCUGUAUUAUUUAUCUAUAAUACUCAUAAUACUUAAGAAAUUUUAUCCUAUUAGACCUUUGGUUUUAAAAUUUACCCUUCCCCUUUCAGAACUAAGAUAUAUCCGUCACCAUUUUCUGAUCGAAGAACGUGUUUUUAAUUAUUUUGAACGAUUUUUUCAAGAUUUGAACGUAAAAUGCUUAGGUAUGUAAAAAAACUACUAUUUUACGCAAUAUUUUUUAGUACUAUUUACAUUUUAUAUAAAAUUUAUGGUGAACCUCGUAAAGUGUAAAGUAUAAAGUUAUACGUAUAAGUUGUAAAGUUUUUUUUUAGCCACCUGCAAAAACCUAAAUAAGUAUGUUAAUAUUAUUUAAAAAAAAAUUAAAAGAACAAAAGUUAUUUCAGACGUCAGAUCUUUAUCUUACACUGAAUACAUAAAAAACUAUAAUUUUUGGACAAUAUGUUAAUAAUAAUAGUGUUCAAGUUCAAUUGAUUUGACCGGGUAUAUUCACUAAAAUAAUAUUCUGUCUAUAUCGUACCUGGGUAUAUUAUGUUAAUAUAUUUUAUUAUUAUGCUUGUGAUUGUGACUGUGCGCGAACGCGUGCGUAUACAUGUAUUACAUACGUAUUCAUAAUAACAAUAGCUGCAGAUGUCAAUUAUGUAGGUUCUUAUCUAAAAUUAAAAUACUAUUGUGGAAACCGCCGAAUAUUAACGAUAAAUGUAUAAGGUACCUAUACCCGUGCCUGUGUAUGUACAGAGUGUGUCCUCCGAAGAUGAUUUCAUAUAGGAAAUAAUAAAAAAAAACAAAUUAAAAAGACAUACCCUAUCGCGAUACACUAUGAUACAUGUGUUGUCUCCGUCUUACAAACGUACGACAGCAAAUUUGCAUUCAACAGUGACAACAUUGUGUUAGUUAUAAUAUUAUAGUAAAUUGACCUAUUAUUACAUUUAAAGAUACGAAUAUGCUAUGCUUGUGCUUUUUAUUAUCGAUUAUAUUUCAAUUUUUUAGAAAGAUAUAAAUAGGUAUGUGCAAUAUCAUAAUUUAAUAAUACGUAUGUUCUUAUCUUUGAGUUUGAUAAUAAAUAGGUUAAUUUAUUAAAACUAACGGUACGAUGUUGUCUGAACGCAAAUUAUGUCAUACGUUUGUAAGACGGAGACAACACAUCCGAGUAUUACGCCCUCUUGGUGCAUACAUUAUAUACCUGCAUAUUAACACCAUAGUUAAAAUUAGUAAAUCCUUGUUGGGACAUAAUAUAAUAAUAAUAUAAUUUGUUUUACCAAUUAGAUAAGUAUUGAGUACAAUUGAUAUAAGAUUAUAUAAUCAAUGAUAGUACUCGUAUAAUAAUAAAAAGCAUAAUGGUUAUUAUUACACCUCGUUUGUUUCUCAGUUUUAAUAAAUAUUUAGGAAGUUGUUUUUUCAUUUCAUUGCGUUUAGAUUUGUAUAUUUAAUAUAUCAUAUAAAUAUACAUCACACAUGUAUGAUAAUAUUAUAAGUUAUAAUAGACUUAACAGACAAUGACAUCAUUCACGACUAUUCCAUUGGCCCGUUAAUAAAAAUAACGAAAUUAUGUUAACUACUAUAGUAUAACUACAACUAAUAGUAUAGGUGCGUUUGUUUAGAUUUUAUAACUUGCAAAUAGUUUUAAGAGGAGUUUUGAGGGUAUAUAUAAAAACAAAUUAUUAUAUAUGUCUUGAAUAUAAAUCUUUAUUUUACAAUAAUUUCAUUUUACAUGUUCAAAAAAAAAAAAAAAAAAUAACUGUCAAUUAUUUUGUACAUUUCUAUACUUACUAACAAUUAAUACAAAUCUAAAAAUUUUGAAAAUAUAUUUUGAUACAUCGGAGCAUAAUUCUGGUAGAUUUUUUAUACACACUAUAAAAAAAAAAUAAACAUCAUUGUAAAACCAUUACAUUCCUCGCUGCGCUCAGAAUAUAAAAUUAUCAAAUGUAAAACUACAUAUACCUUGGACGUUAAUAUUAUUGAAUAUUUUUAUAACAUUAUAGUUGACAAAACUCAUGGAACAUAUUUUAUACACUCAGUAAUUAGUACAAAUUAUCGCUAUAUUCUUAACAAUUGGACCCGGUGUUGUGUGUUGGGUCAAGGCGGCAAUUAAUCACGCAACAAUAGGUAUCAGCAUACAUCCGGCUAUGGAGAUUUUCAUGUUCCACGUUAAACAGAAUUUACAUUACAAUACCGAUUGCUCAGUGUUUUAACAUAUACAUAUAUAUAAUGAAAUUUGAUGUGCCCACACUAGAACAUUCAUUGUUUAAAACUUGUCAAGUAGAUAUACACCUAUGUACAAGGCAUCACGUAAUUUCAGUUUGAAUUGCUGCUUGAAAAAUAAUGAUUUUUACAUAAUAAAUAUUUUCCACUCGUUUUCAAAAAUAAACAAAUCAAACUAUAAAUAAAUGAAUUUAUAAAAUAAUAAUUUAUAUUAUGAUGUAUGCCUAUAAAAUAAAUCCCUAUAAUAUUAGUUUCAAAUUUUCUCUAAAAAAAAUCAUUCGUUUUUAUUACAAAUCUAAGUAUUAUUUAUUUAUGUAUGCUAUUAUAAUACUAAGUAUGAAAUAUGAUAUGAAUUAUGAGUAUGACCACUGUACUAGAGUACCUAAUAAAUAGAAGAUUGAGAAUAAGUUUGGCCCCCUUUAGAUAUCAAAAAAAAUCUCGCCAGCAUUCUCACCUAGCUAUUUAUCUAUAUAGGAUGCCAGUUAUAUUCUAUUAAUCUCUACAUUUAUGAUUUUUAAUACUAUUAAAUUGUUAACUUGUGUAACUAUAGGAACAUUAUUACACUAGGCCCCUGAAUACUAACCAAUAGUUGUACACGUUUGCCAGUUUUGGAAAUUUGCGUUCCUAUAGUUUUAACGGUUUAAAUAUUAUUAUUUAUACAAAACCGGAGAAAUACUCUAAAAUAUUAUAACAUCCUCGGGUCCCUUUGAAUUAAACCUUACAAAUCUGUAAUAACCGGUAUGUGUAAUAUAUUAUUAUGACUGGUAUGAUGUAAUCGGUGUCUACAUAGACUCUGAUACUAGUCUAAAUAUCUUCUUUUUUUAAAAAAUUGAAUAAAACAUUUGACAGACAAUUUUAAUUUUUCCAUCUUAAUAAAUAACCGGGUAAAUAACUAAUAGUAAUAUGUAAAAUAUAUUUUAGAGAGGCGCUCGUUCAAAGAAACUGGUCAGUGCUCGUAGUGUAGACAUGUUUUCUCUGCUUGAUAUUGUAAUUUUAUAAGUAUUCUACAUAAUUAUUAUAAUAUGCCGAGUAUUCCGGUUUCAUUACAUUAUAUUAUAUCUUUAUAUAUAAAUUGCAUAUUAAAAAUUAAGUAAAUAAUAACGAGUCAACUGUUUGAAAAGGAAAGCAUUUCAUUCGGUUAUUAAGAAUGUUUUUAAUAAAAAAAAAAAAAAAUGAAUUUCAAACAAAAAUAGAUAAUUAGAUUGGUGUUCUAUGAAAAACUGGAUUUUAUCAUAUCAAUAAUACUAUACGCCAGUCUCUGCUAUGCAUGUAUUUUUGUCGUUCUAGGACAGCAUCGCUUAUUGUAUAUUCUCACGGUAAACAUAGUAUCUAUUUACUGUUUGUCACUACGAGGUUGCAGUGUUCUCUCAUUGUUAAUGUGCUACGGUUUGAUCGUUUAUCAUCCGUUGACGUGCGUUUUUUUCUCCUACCUGAAUUAUUUACCCCGUGCCGUUUCAAUUCGAUACUGAACGUGAUGCCGAUGCGUUAUGCCCAGCAAACAAUGCGAAUCGAGUCACACUAUGAUCUCGAUGGCAUGCAAAGACGAAACUGAGAAGUUUCCCCAAUAUUUGCGUGUACACAAUUUUAUAUCAAUUUAGCGUAGGCAAAUAGUAUUAAUCUUUGUUUUUCCCGUUGUAAACUAUAAUAAUAUUAUAAUAGCGUAUAUACGUUUAUGGGAUCGAAUAAAUAUUAAAUCACACGGUUAUAAAUUGCAAUUUGACGUACGCGUAGGUAUUACAGGCGCAUAUAUGCCAUAAUAAUGUAUCGAGUUUACCCGUAACGUUUGUUUUAUUAUUAUCCAAUGUUUGUUACACAUUGAUAAGUUGUUAAGUUCAAUUUUAUUCGAAAAUUCGUGUAUAGCGUGUGUUAGUUAACUCAUACACUACUAACUGGGUAAGUUCUACAUGGAAUUUUUGGUACAAUUGACUGAAUUAUUUACACACAUUAGUUGCAUGUGUACAGUUGUACACAUAUUAUACUUAAUUUGCAGGCCUCAGCAAAUUACAUCAUUAUCAGUUCACAAUCUAUCCACUCGUCGUAGGUACGCUGCAGCCGCAAUAUUUUACUUUUUUACAACACUACGGGUUGGGUAUAAUGAUAAAGUCGCCUUCCUUAUGAUCAAAUUGUAUGCAUUUAAUUAUUAGUUACAACAAUAUUUAUAGGCACUAAUUAAGUUGUUUUAUUUAGUUUUUUUUUUAAAUUUUUUAUUUACAUAUUUAUAAGUGCAAUAUUUAUCUCUGUUUAUAGUCUAUUUAACGCUAACUCAUAAUUAUAUUGUGCCAUAUGCCUACUGUACGUACGUGCGUACGUUUUUAUUUAAAGAUUUACAUUUUGCAUACAUGUUAUUUUCCGACUAACACAAAAUGGGGGUAUUUUAUUAAUAACGUCGUGCGUGUCUGUGCACUAUAAUGUUCUGUUUAGCUUGUAUUUCUAUGAAGUGCUGAAUUGUAUACUGUGAAUUGAUAUAAGUUAUUAUUAUUCUGUAUUAAAAUAAAAUGUUAAGAUUUGAAGUACACGGUUUAAGUUCAGUUCGAUCUGUGUAUGGCGGUAAUUGGAAAAGCGAGUAUCAAUAGUUAUAAUAAUAAUAUAUUACUAGGUACACGAGUAUUAUGAUGUACGAUAUUUUUUUACAUACGCUAUAUACAGUAAAAUACAUUUGAUCUAUAUUUUUAUUCAAAUAUUAACUAAACGAAAUGCUGUAUUUUCAUAUUGUACGUGAACUGUUUAUCAUUAUUUUUAAACAACGCAGAAAAUGCAUUCGAAUUUGGAGGAAAAACAUAAAACUUCUUUAUAACUGACUUCAAAAAACAAAAUGUAUAAUUAUUCAUUGGGUAUAUAUUUUUAUGUAUGUACGAGUACGCACAUAAUUCCAGCAAAUAUGCAUCAAUUGAGUUUUUUUUUUUUUUUCGUAAGAACACUUUAUAGGUGGUUCGAUGCAUAUUUGACCAAAAUCUGAUUAUUAGAUUUGAAGAUACGUUUAAUAGUAUAUUAUAGGUAAUAAAGCCGAUUGUAAUUUUACACCAAAACGAUAAAUUUAAUUGAUGAGAGGAAGGGAAUAGCCAUAAAAGGUGAUGCUGAUAGUAGCUUAUAGUAUGAUGUAUGCGAUGAGUAUUUCGUGUACAAUUUCAGGGGCAAAAAUUAAUACUAAUGAAAUAUAACCAAUACAAAAAGCUCUCUACCUACAAAAUGAAGACAAUAUUUUUGAAACUUCCUUUAAAACUAAUUUAAGUCUGCGCCAAAUUAACAAUUGAACGUUGUAUACAUAGUAAUGUAUAACGCACUUUUACCGACAUGCUUUUAGUGGCGCCGAAGUCAUUGGAUUUUAAAGAAAUAGUCUUAACAGUAUUGUUUUCAACAAACUAUAGAGUUUUUUGUGCGUUUUAUAUAUUAUAUCCUUUAAAAACCCAUUUUACCUAAUAAAAUAGCAGAAAAUUUAAAAUCUGUAUUAUUUUACAAGUUAAAACGUUAAAAUUAUGUGAUAGAAUAUGCAUUCCAUGAUCGUAAAAUGAAGAAGAUAUAAAACAUAAGCUUCUUUAAGUAUUCAAUAAUUUGGACUAAAAACAUGUUGUUUUACUCAUCAUUUUAUAUGAAUUUGUUUUAUAGCUUACGAGCAAUAAAUCUCAAAAAUCAAAAAAAAAAAAAACCGCAAACGCAAGAUUAUUUCAUAGCCUGUCUGUAUUAUUAGUCAGAUUCCUUGGCAAGCUGCCGCGACGCAAUCCAUUACUGUGGGCAAUGGUUCUCAAUAUUUUACACUGUAAUUAAAUCAAUAACUAUCUAUUGUUUAUAUUUAUUAACUAACUAACCUAAUAUAUUUGUAUUUUAAAAUUGUUAUAAUAUAAUUGUUUAAAUAUAACGCAAUUGUAUUGAUAAUUUCAAAACUUUUGUAAAUUUUCUAAUAGUGAAGAAAUCGCAUUUUGGGAUCAAAUUCUGAUAAUCAAUGACGUAAAUAUUUUGCUGCAUAAAGCGAUAUUUUGUAUUUAUACGCAUGAACGUGAAGGGUUUCAGUCCUUCCAAGUAAAAUAAAAUCUAAUUUUUAACUUCAAAUCUCAUAUUAUUAUGUAAACACACCUCACUGACUGCCAAAUUAUAUCGAUUAUAGAUUUGCCGGUAUCUUUUUAAAUUUAAACGAACGUCGAAUUAACUAGAAAAUAUAAAAUUAAUUUAAUUUGAACUUAUAAUACGAUAAUAUUAAAUAAUGUGUUAUGUUAAAUAUAAUAAUAAUUAGAUCACUUCAUCACUUUUUUUUAUAAAAAAAAAAUAAUAAUUGAUGGUAGGUAAAAAUUUCGGUAGGUUUUCUGGCGAUCAAUUCAUAAAAUAGAUAUGAUCAUAAUAUUAUAUAAUAAUAGAUAUUUUUAUUUAACACUAUUAUACUGUAACUUCACUGCAAGACUAAUGACCACGAUAACUAUAAAUCGUUUAAACAUAAACGACAAAACUAAUUUAAUGCUUUAAUAGAUAGACCCAAAUUAUCAGUCUUGUUAGUCAUUUAAUUUUAUCGUUAAAAAAAAAAAAAUGACGGACAUGCUUGGCACGAUGGGUGGACCACUAUUGUAGGUGAAAAGUGGGGAAGGUACGAUAUAGAGGAGAAUUUAAUGUAUAUCUGCAGCUAUUAAUCAUUUCUAACGAAAAACGUUUCUAAGCGGAAUUCGGUUAUACAUAUUUUGAAAUUAGAUUUUAUCAAUUUGAUCAUAAUUAUCGUCAAAAUAUGAUAUUCAAAUUUAUAUAAAAAAAUUCUCUAUUAGCAUAACAUAUCUGUUUGGUCUAAAAAUUUUAUCCACAGAGUACUUACAAAAAAAAAAAUUAUGUAAAAAACUCGCAAAAUUAAAAUGUUUACGAAUAGCUCAAAAAUGGGUCAAAUGUUUUGAACAUAUUACUAUGUCUAGAAAAGGCAAAUUUAAAUUUUCGUCCAAAUUUCAAAUCUCUACGAAUAUUUUAAACUGAAUUACAACUAAAAAUAAAAUUGAAAUAUUUCGUAAAUAUUAAUAUUUUUAAUACGUUUUUCUCGCUUUUCCCAAUUAUUACGAAAACCGCUUGACAAAUUAAAAAACCACCUUCUUAAAGUACCACUCAGAUAAGGUUUAAUUUUAAAGAAAGUAACACAUUUGAAAAUUAGAUUAAGAUUUUAUGUGAAAAAGUUGUUCACAGAUAAAAGAAAAAAUAAACAUUAUUGUAAAACUAAUACAUUCCUUACUCCACUCAGAUUCUAAAAACAAAUAGUUCAAAGAAUACGAAUUGCGUUAUUUAUUACUUUUAGUGUUUGUAUGUACAUAGUAUAUUAUCUUGAAAGUAAAACCAGUUAUCUUGAAUACCCAUCCGAAUAUCCCAUAUUGGUUUUUAUUUUUUUGACUAAUGGUAAAUAAUCGUGCACGUAGUUAUGUUUAUGGUCGGUUAUUAUAUAGUCAUUAAUAUUUGUCUCAUCGCAACUGUUGAUUUCUCUAUUUUCAGUUUGACUUUUCGAAAUCUUGGUUGACAUAUGGUCUGUUUAUUAACUUCGUGCAAACAUACGUAUGGUAUAGUUCAGCAUUUCUCGUAUAGUAUCUAUAUAAACACAGAUUAGUAUUCGUGUACAUCAUCGGCUGUGCCUUAUAUUGUUCUAGGUUUGGGUCGUGGCACCCAUUUUGCUUUCUCCUUGUCACACAAUACCGUUUGAUGUUUUGCUUUCUCUCACAUAUGACCCAUGGUCAUGCACGGAUAUUAUAAGUUCUUGUAUCCAUGAUUCAUUUGUUUUCUGUUUGCGGACUAGAAAUAAGACUUGGAAGUAAACGAGUAAUAAUAUUAUAUGUUUAAUAUCGGCUCAUCCUACUUGAUAAUAUUUUCGUUAAAUUAUAUAUAAUAUGUAUAUAAUGUACAUGCCUAUUAAAAACACUACAAUUUUAAGAAAAAAAAAAUGUAUUUAAAAUUACACUUAAAUCAUUAUAUAGGUGUAUUAUAAAUUAUAAUCACUUUGAUUUUUAGAUUUUGAGUGGAGCGAAGAAGCUUAUAGUUUUACAAAGAUUUAUUUUAUUUUUCUAUCUGUGUGCAACUUUUCUCCCAGAAGACUUGUUCGAAUUUUUACGUGUAGCACCAUUUCUGAAGGAAAAUGGUGGGGAGGUAUUUUAGCUGGGGAGGUCAUUUUUUGAUUUUUUCAAGAGUUUUCCAGCAUGUGGAAAAUCGAGAUAAAACAUGGAAAAUUGGUACAAUAUUAAACAAAUAUUAUUAAAAAAAAUAUAUAAAAAGCCUAUUUAAUUAUUUUACUAUAAAAUGACAUAUAUAUUGUUGAUCACUUUUUACUGAACUCCGCUCAAAAUUGUUUUUUCGUAAGCAAUGGUUUAUUGUUGUUUACAGGUAUGCAUUAAAUUAUCUAUAACAGUGACUGCAUCCGUCCCCAUUAUCCUAGGAUGUCUUUUUUAAAUCUAGGCUUAUAAUAAUAGUUUAUUAUAGGUACAUUGCAUAUAGAAGGUAUAAUUGUUAUAUAAUUAGGCACACAUAAAUUUAAAAAAAAAAUUACCUAUAUUACCUAUAAUUGGCUAUUAUUAUAUUAAUAUAUGAUUUUAUGUUAUUUUCCAUUUAAAUACACUUCUACGUCAUAUUUAUUAUUAUUUGCUUUCUGUUAAUUAUCUGAAUGUGCCCGUAUUAUUUAUUUUAAUUAUUACUAUGACUUCAAAAUAUAUUACCCAUAUCCUUUCUACUUUAACUACGGGCAGACAUUUGUAUUUUCUUUAGAAGUCAUACUGCUCUUGGCUCGUUUUGUUUAAACAAUUAAAGUACCUACAAUGGACAUUUUCAAUAUCUAUGUUGCAAUAUCAAGUUUUUUAUUUUAAAGUUUAAACCAACAUUUGUUUUUUUAAUUAUUUAAAUGAAAUCGUUUGUGUUUUGUUAAUGAUUAUGUAGACAAUUUUCAUUGGAUUUUCAUCAAGUAUAGGUAUUUUUUGAUUACUCGAACUUAAUUACUCAAAUACUUACCUAAUAAUAACAAUAAACCUGACUCAACCAAAUAUACUCGGGUACUUUACAAAAAAAAAUUAUCUAAAUUUAAUAAUCUAACGUUUUGGUUUUAUCAGCAUAUUGAAUUGAAUUUUUGCUGAUUAAAAACCAUUUUUAUUAUAUUCCUACUCCUAUAUUACAACAAAUCCGGUAUAUGAUAAAAUUUCGGUAAUGUGGCUCGGUUAUAAAUUAACAUACAUGAUGUGUACAAUUAUUCGAAAAUGAUAAGAACAGCUAAUAAAAAAAAUGAAAUGCUUCUCACGUGGAUGAGCUACUGUUUUAGAUAAAAAGUUGGGAAGGCAGAGGAGAAAUUGAAUGUAUAUCUGUAUGCAACUAUUAACCAUUACUAACGAAAAACGAUUCUGAGCAGAGUUCAGUGAAUAUUGUCUUUUUGUUAACAAUAUAUAUUAUAUAAUAAUAAUAAAUAAUUAUAAAUAUGUCACAUUAUUGUAAAAUAUUACAUAAUAUGCAUUACAUAUUUUCUUUAUCAAUAUUUGUUUAAUAUUGUAUCUAUUUUCCCACUUUUAUUAUGUUUUUCCCAUUUAUUGGGAAAUCUGCUGAGAAAAUCAAAAAAUUACCUUUUUUAAGUACCAUUCCAGGAAAAUUGCCUUUCAGAAAAGGUGCUAUAUUUAAUACUUCGGAACAAUAUUUCUGGUAGAAUUUUUCUACACAGCAUAAAAAAAUAAAAAGUAAUAAAUAUCUUUUUAAAACCAAUAAAUUCUUCGCUACACUCAGGAUCUAAAACGAACAGCAACGUUCUGAGUGUAUAAUUUCUAUACCUAUAUUUAAAUUUAUAAUAUUUUAUAAUAAAUAUUACUGUAUUUUAAUGUAAAAAUAUAUGUAAUAGUAUUUUUUUUAUUUUUUUUUAUCAACCUUUAGGUUGAUAUACAACUUAAAUUCUCCAUUCCAAUCGGUUGUUCGCAUUUUCUUUUCGCUUUUUCAAUUCCUUAAAAGUUUUGACUCAUGCAUCUCUUUUAAAUUGCUCUAUGUAUAAACAUUUCGGGGACGUCUUGCAAUUUUCUUUCCUUCUAAUAUACCUACUAUAAUUAUUUUAUGCAGCUCUUCUUCAAAGUGUCUCACAGCAUGCCCAACAAUUUUCCAACACCUUGUAAUGAUCACAUCCAUAAAUAUUUGUUUUUUUUUUACUAUUCUAAGUCUUCUUUGUUCGUUUUCCCUUCUGUCCAACUUAAUCGCUUCCAUACACUUCCAAUACUACAUCUUAAAAUAGUAGUGUUAAUAUUCAAAUGUAACAAAUUUAAAUAUAGUUAUAGAAAUUACGCUUUCGAACCGUUAUCAUUUUCGGACGACUGCUCCAUACCCUAUAAAGUGAUAUUUCGUCGUUUUUGUUGGGAAAACUGAACUUCUUUCUACAGUAUCACUGAUCGCUACUAUCGUAUAAUGUUAUAAAUAUUAGGUAUAUUUUAGCAUUGAAUUUGUAUAAUAUCGCACAUGAUAUUAUUAUUUAUUAUUGUAAAAAAAAAAAAAAAAUGGCCCUGCGGUUGUUCACGACACACCAAAAACGUUGCACAACAUAAUAAUUAUAUUACUCUUAUCUCCGUAAAUAUUUAGUGAGUAAAUUCCUGCGGAAAUGUAUGUAGGUAGGUAUGUAUAAUAAUAUUAUUAUUGUGUCGUGUUAUGAAUUUCAUGCGUACAAUACUCGCACUGUAGGUAUAGGUAUAUUAUUAUAGGCUCGUAAUAUUAUUAUUACAACCGGUUUGAAGGAAGAAAAAAACCCGUUCACGAUGUGUAUGGAAAUAUUGUGAAAGUAGUCGGUCGCCUUGUAACGAACUUUACGAUAUUGUUUUAUUAAAAGAAAAAAAACUGUCGCUUUCAUUCGAAUGUGUUCAACGAUAAUAUUACCUUUCAUAGGUCAUGACCCCCCCCCCCCUUCCCCCACUGGGUACACAGACAAACACACAACUAGGUACCUAUAUAAUAUAGCGAUAGGUUUUUAGAGCUAUAAAAACUUAUUAUUUUUCCUAUAAUAUUAUAGAAAUAUACUGCACGGUUAACCGGUGGCUAUUAUUAUAGUAAACCCGCCUCUUUUUGGUGGAUUAUGUAAAAAAAAUAUAAUAAUCCGUUACCGACCGCGACGUCUAGAACAAAAUUUAAUAUAGUAUUAAUAUUGAAUUAUUAUACUAACUAUAGAGGAAAUAUUUUUUAUUAUUAUUUUCUUUUUUUUUAACGAUUUACGCGAAUACCGUAACCGGAAAAAAAUUCGGAGAGUAGGGGCAUUAAUAAUAUAUAACCUAUUACUUUUUUUAAGCAAUAAAGUAUACCUAUAAAUAACCAAAAAUCUAUGAGCACAUGCCACUAGAACCUACCCCUGAAUUGUACUGCACUGCGGAUAACAAUAUACCCCAAACGUACAUCAUUAUUCCUCGAAAAUAAUAAUCAAAUGUUACCGUCAAACUAUAUCGCAAUAAACUAUAUAUUUACUUAUUAUAGUUAUUAUAGUUUGCACCUAUUAUACUAGGGCAUUUUUUAUUGACUAUUCUCCAUACCCCCGUCACUUUAAAGUUCCACAAGCAUAUAAACGAAACCAUUAACUUUUGACUUUCCUUUGUUACCAUUCCCACUACCAGUGAGAGAUUUCCCACAUAAAAUAUAUAAUAUUUUGUUAAAAAAAAUGUACUAUUUAUUUUCUAGUGGAUACCCAGAAGUAAAAUAUUACUCUACGGGAUGUGCAAUCUGGACACUAAAACUUCGCUAAAAAUAUUAUUUGACCUAUAAGCCGUAAAAUAAAAUAAGAGGCCAUAAUAUUUGAUGGACAUUUUGUUUAUUGUUCGCUAAAGGUUGUCUUCCUUAUAUUCUAUAAUUGGAUAACCCAGGAAAAUUAUGAUAGUGUUAUUGUUAUUAGAUUUGUAUCCUAUUUAGACGCAUUAAAAAAAAAAAAAAAAAAUUAAUGAUAAUGUUUUCUACAAAUUGACGUAACAUAAUUUAAGAUCUUGUGUACUUGUGCGUGUUCGUAUAUACUGCAGUGGUUAUGCAGUGGUUAUACCUAACCACUCGAAGCAGGUGCAGCACAAUAUUUGUACUUAUCAAAUAUUGCACAGUCUGCACUACGUGUUUUGGUUCGGCAUUAAAAUUGUGUGUACAAAACGAAAACUGCAUUUACACAUUUCAUUCGAUUUUUUAAAUUUAUACACAUUCAAAGUAUUUAAAUACUGUUAUACCUAUUAUAUAUAUAAAACCUAUAUAAAAAAAAAUUGAAAUCGUGUUAUUGCCGUAUACUUUCCCGUUUUUUCCCCAAUUAUUAUGAAAUCUACAAGGAAAUCAAAAAAAUUAUCUUCCAUAUUUACCAUCUAUUACAUAAAAUAUAAUUAUCUAUUCAUUCGAUCCGAUUUAAAUAACAUUUAUUAUUAUCUUUUUACAUCAUAGGUAUUCAAAUUGAAUAAUAUAGUAAUAAUAUUAUACAAUACUAAUGUUUCAUCCUAAUCGACCAAUUUACCUGUAUAAUAAAUAUAUGUGUAUAAUAUCGUUGAACUUUGUAAAUUUCACUUCUGUAAAAUUACUGUUUUAUUAUUUGGUCAUAUAAAAUAAUAGUGCAUAUAUUAUAUGUGAUAUUUUUAACUCUUGAAUAUUUUUAUCAGAAUUACGUAUGUAGACGUUUUAUACAUUAUUUUGACCUUUUUCUAAUUUAAUAAUCAAUUACCUAUACGUACAUGUUUUGUAGAUUGUAAUCUUCCAUCAUAUUAUAUUUAUUAUACUCGCAUAAUUCUUGCGGGUUGUGACUCAUAGGUGUAUUGAGAAUACAAUAUGUUUAAUGUAAAAUAACUUGAGUCAUAAUAUUGUUUGUCUUAAAAUCUAUUCGAUUAUAUUAUUUUAUUACUAUGCACAUUGUACAGUAUUAUAAAUACAUAUUAAACAUAAUAUACUUACACACGGAGGGUAAAUAUAAUUAUGGUUUUAUACAAUAGUAUACACCAUUAUCCUUCUGUGAAAAAAUAAAUAAUAAUAAUUUAUUUAAUUAUAGGUGCAAAUUUUUUUCAUUAUUAAUAUAAAAUUAUAAAUGGUUAACAUUAUAAAUUAUUUUUUUGUGUGUGUAUCUGUAAGCUUUUCUACCAAAAAUCUUGCUCUAAUCAAAAAACGAUGAAAGAUCUUUUUUUAUUUUAUUUUUGAUCUUGUUGGUGCAUAGGAGAGGCCAUUUUUUGUUUUUCCUUAUAGGUAGUUUUAGUUUUUCCAUUAAACUUUGCAUAUAAUAAUAUAAAUUUACGUAUGGCUUAAAUUACUGAUGAUAUACAUACAAAAUUAUUGUAAUCGCAUAUAAGCAUGUAUAGACACAAAGUUGAAGGUUAAGUUAGGCAUAAUAUACAUAUUAUAUUUAAUUUAAUAAAAAAUGAGUCAAAAAACAACUAUAAACUUUUAAAAUUAAUAAAAUAUAUAAUUUUUUUUUUCAUUUAUAUUCAGGCAUCAACAAUUGAUGGACGCCGAAAGGGAGCAUGUCUAUUUUGCCAAGAAUACUUCAUGGAUCUAUAUCUACUCGCCGAGCUUAAAACCAUCAGUCUUAAAGUUACCACAGUAGACAUGCAAAAACCCCCACCAGAUUUCAGGUAAUUUAUUGUUGGUAAUAUAAAUAUGAAUUUAUUAUGGUUUCCAAAUACCUAAUUAUUUUCUUAAGUUGGAUGAUUAAUCAAAUUGUACAUAAAUUAUGUGUAUGGGCACAGUACUGCGAUUACAAAUGUACACCAGAUAUUGAUGAUUAUUAUAAUAUAUGUGUAUUUCAUUAUAGAUAAUUGAAAAUAAUUAACGUUUUUUUGAAUUCGAGAUGAUAAUAUCUCUUCGCAAAGUAUAAUAUUUCAUUAUAUGAAUAAUGAAUAUUGUUACGAAUCAUCAAUUGCCACAGGAAUUAUACAACUUAAUUUUUAAUAAAUAUAAUUAUUUAAUUUAAACUUUUAUUUCGAAUCGAUUAUUACGAAUUCUUGUUAUUGUGUUAAUAUUAUAAUCAGAAUUUGUUUUUACUUUAUAAUAUAUUUUAUAUAUUGGACGAAAACAGCGGAAUAUGGCAUAGAUAAAAACAGAUAAAGCUCACCAUUAAUUUUUUUAAUUUGAAAAAUAAUUUAAUUUAAAAAAUAUAAUUAUUAAUAUAUUGUAUUCUAAUAUUUCACUAUAAUAGUUGUCUAUUUGUUCUGUUUAUUUCUAAUUGUAUACUAUUAAAAUAAUGUAUAAUUUCAUAUAAUUAUAAAAGUAACGCAGCAGAAUAUUAUAUUUCGUGACCUAGCUGCGUUGUUCAAAUUAUUAUAAUGAUCAAAUUUUUUACAUGAUUAUAGAUGUAUAAUCCAUUUAAAACUAAGUUGUUUAAAAAUAUACUUACUCCAGUGGUAUGCUCAGGAUUUAUCAUUGGAGUUUGUGUGUGUGUGGCUAACUAAAAAAACCGAAAAAAUAAUAAUAUAAUUAUGUAGUGCAAUUUGUACUUGGUUGAAAUUAGUCAAUGGUUAUUAUUUUAUUAGUAAUUAGCUGAAAUACCCUGUAUUUCCCGGGCUCUCCUUUAUCCUUAUCACAGUGAAUAUAGUAAUAAUAUCGGUAAUUUAUCUAUUAAAAAGAAUGCUCCCAUGUUCGGGAUAAUCAAAUUACAUGAUAAUAACUGUUUGUUUUUUUCAUACGUGUCACCAAAGUAACCCAAAAGGCAUAAAUUAACAAAAAAAGGUCCGUUUGCGUUUCAAAAAUACCAAACAUUCUGUGUCAACCACUCUUUGGGGGUUCAUUUUCAAGAUAAAAAGUAUAAACAGUGACCUUUCUCUUGUUUUGAGUGUCAAGUGUGUAUAAUUUCGUCUAGAUCGCAAUAAAAUUGUAAUUUUGUAAAAAAAAAGUCAAUAUAAACUAAACUUGAUUUUAUAAAUAAAUAGAUCAUUUUUAAAUUCUCAAUAGUUUGUACUUAUAAUACCGGCUAAUGGGAGGAUGAAGCAACCUUAGAUGCCUCCUUUCCCCUCACGGGUACGCCACAGACUUAAAUUAUAUUUACUUAAAAGUUAAAAAAAAAAUAAAAAAAAUAUGUAUUGCAGUAUUGACAUUUUGUAUAACAGAUGUUACGAUUAAUAAUAAUACCAUCUUCUAACCACAAAACGAAAAAUGUGUACAUUAAUAGCAGUUUAUCUUAUUGUUUAUUCUUUGAAAUUAUUGCUAUAUUGCGAUAAAGAAAAAAAAUUAUAUCCAUUGUUCUCUUCUAUAACAAAACAUUUGUGUAACCUAUUUUAAACUAUAAUCAAACUAUAAUGUUUAAUUAAUACGUACCUAUAGGUAACUCAUUACUCACAGAUAAUACUCGGAAAUACGACUAUUGUCUUCGAAUAUAAAUUGAUAGUAUUUUAUUUUAUUUUUUCAGUUAUGCCUACAUACUUUUCUAUGGUCAUUAAAAAAAAUGUGAAGUUUUUUCGAAGCUCACAAAUAUAUGAAACAGGGGAAAAUGUAAAGUUCUAAUAAAAUGUAACCAAAAUUAUUUUAACAGUUUUUAAUGGAACUGCAGAAUAGACACUGAUAAAUACUUGUUGGUAAACAAUAAGGUUAUAGGUUAGGUUAUAGUUAAUAAUUAUAACUGGAGGAUCAUAAAUUGAUUCUCCACUGCUGUCGGUUAAGAUUAUAAUAAUUGUCAAAAAACUCAAAAAUCACCAUAAUGUUUUUAAGAUUUUACCACGCCUAGAAAGAGCUGAUGUAUAAGAAUUUUGAGACAAUUUCAGGUAUCUAUCAAAUUUUAAGUUUUUAAUCGAAUUACAACAAAUAAACAAAAGCGAAACCGUUAUUGUGUAAAUUAUUUCGUUUAUUCCUCCAAUUAUUAAAACAAUUUCUAGAAAAUGUCCUCAAUGCAUUAACUAAACAAAAUUUUCUUGGAGAUCGGAUUACGAUUUUUCGUGGAAAAGUAACAACAUAACAUUCAGAAAAAAUGUAAUGAAUUUUGACAGUUACACGUCCGAAAAUUUAAAUAUUGUGUAAGCAGUCAGUAUUCGGAUGACAGACUUCUGCGGCGGUAGAUGCGAUGGUCAUCGGGUAGUUAAUGGCCGUUGAGUUUUCGUGUACUCAUAUUCUGAACCAAUUUUCAAGUUUUGUAGAAAAUUUCGCCGACUAUCGCGUCGAAUUCAAUUUAAUCACCGACCUUUUUUUAUCAAUUUCAAUUUUCGAAGCAUACGUAGCCUUUUUUUACUGUUUAACCACCGAUUACUGAAAUAAUGAACCGGAAAGUCAUAAGUAUAGUCAGCCAUAGAUGGCGUUUGGAUGCCAGAGUUUUUAAAUUAUGUUCUAAAGAUUUCCUUAAACCAAAUUCGCCUGAUAACGCAUUUAAAUAUUAACGUUUUUUUAUUCCAUAUUUUUCAGGAGUAAUUUCGAUGCAAAUCCUCCGCCGAUUUUAAUAGACAACGGAAUGGCCGUUUUGGAAAAUGAAAAAAUCGAAAGACAUAUUAUGAAGAACGUGCCUGGUGGAUAUAAUCUAUUCGUGCAAGAUAAAGAAGUGGCCACUCUGAUUGAAAACUUGUACAGUGUACGUAUAUAACUAUAACUAUAGUCAGCCCUAAAUGUCAUUUUAUUAUUAUAGCUUAGUAAAAAAAAAAAAAAAAAUGUUAAAGCCGUCGCGACCGAUUCACUUUCCAUUUCGUUACGUUUUAUUAUAAUACGCAUUCUGCAGAAGCAGAGCUUAUAGAAAUGACUCGUGCGAUGUAAAAAAUAAAAAAAAUAAUUUUAAAUUGUAGUUUGUUGGGUUUCUUUGCUGCGAUAGGUUAGGUUAUCGCGUGUAUCGCUGAAUCGCAGCAAUACCAAAUGGAUAUAGGAAUUUUACUUCUAUACAUCCAUAAUAAUCUACAGUUUUUUUCAAUAUAACUAUAAAUUGUUGAAAAUUAUUGUAUACCAUGCGUGCACAUAUCUUACAAAUUAUAAUAUAAUUCCCGCGAUAAGAUUUUAAUUUAAUAUUUUUUCAUAUGCGGUCGUAACGCCGUUUGACUGUUGUUAUAUUCACGCACUCAAACGGCUAUGUUUGAAACAAGUACAAAAAACUCCUACGGACGUUUUUACAAGAGAUAUUGUGCUAAAAGAUUCGAAAAAACGAUUGGGAUUCGUUUUAAAGCUUAAGUUAAUGUUCGCGUUAUGGAGUUUAAAAUAGAUGUCGCGUGCUAUUGUUCAGUUUAAUAUUAUAAUAAUAUAAUAUAUUGUGUUGAUUUGUGAUAUUUAUAUAAUAAAUUUAAAACUUAACUAACGAUGUACAGCCGUGAGAAGUAACACGCACACUACUACGCCUACACAUGUUUCGAAAUUUUUCCUCUCCCCCCCCUCUCGGGUUGGCUUUGAAACCAAUAAUUUAUUGCAAAGUGUCUGUAUCUAUACUGUAUGUACAGAACGAUUAUGUCAUCGAUGAUCCACGAGCCAUCUCGAAGGAUUUUAAGUCAAUUUGAACCAGAAUGAUUUUUUUACGAUUAUUAUGGAAUCGUUUUAAGCUUAUUAUUAUAACGCUAUUUUCAAAUGUUUACCUCAACUUCCUUUAUAUCUUACACGAACACAUAAAGAGUAUUCAUAUAUAAAUUGAUAUACAGUUUAUUACCCUUACUCACUUUUUAAAUCUAAAUGUACUAGAUUUGUAGAACUCAUAAACAGUUUAUUUUAUAAUAUGCCUAUUUAUAUCAAACAGUUUAGAAUAGUAUACUCUAUUCGAAUCUGUGUUUAAAAUGGUAGUUUUCAUUUUUCAAUCCAAAGUGUAUACACAUUAAAGGUAUAAAAAAGGGGGACACAUUUUAAAAUUAAGCUUUAACGAUUAGAAGAAAAGUAACACUCAAAUUCGCUUAAAAUCCUUUGAGAUAAUCGCUGAAUCGUGAUGAAACGAUUACCAUGUUUUAUUAUAAUAUUAUUAAAUUUUCAAUGUUUAUAGCUUGAAAUAUUGUCAUUUUAGAUUCUGAACGGAUCGAAGAAUGUGUUAUAAUAAUUUUUAUUUUAUUUUUUCUGUGAACAACUUUUCUAUCAGAAUCUUUGCUCCGAUUUUCAAGUCUGUCACUUUUUCUGAAAGGAAACUGGACUGGGGUGAUGGUAUUUUCAUAAUAAAUGGAAAAAAAACGAGAAAAUUUACGGAAUGUAUUAUUUUCAAAUCGUAAAUAUUACGGCCUUUCAAAACAUGUACAACUGAACACUCAGAUUUGUUUUUUGCUAGCAAUGUUUAAUCCUUGCGUACAGAUAUACAUUAAAUUUCCCCUCUACCUUCCCAACUUCUCAUCUACAAAAGUAGCUCACUCAUCGUACGAAGUAUAUCAGUUUGUUUUGUUUUGUUUUUUUAAUAUAAAUCGAUAUAUUUUAUACGUAAACAGCUAUUAUACAUCCGAUACCUAUGCCUACUUAUGUGAGUUUCCGCAAUGGGUAUUUUCGCAAAGAUUACUGUAUUUGAUUAUAUUAUAAUAAUAAUUACAACAAAAAAAAAAACAAUAAAUUAUGUUUUGCAUUUUCCCUUUUCGUUUAAAUAGUUUACAUGAAAAAAAACUUCGUUGGCGUGUGCGGUUUGCGCAAGUGCAGUUCCUUAUACGGAAUAAGCAAUCAAUGUUGUUCUAUACUAUGAUUAUGUCUUUCAGCGAAUUUUACUGUCAAUAAAAGUUCUUAUCACAUCUAUUUUUUUCUUUCUCAGUUGUCUAUCGUUGGUUUAUGGUUAUAGAAACACUAUUUCCCCAUAACCUGUUGUGAAGAUUGUUUCACGGGUACUGUUUGAACAAUGCGUCAAUUAUCUAGAAUGCUUGUACAACUUACUUAAACGUCUACUACAGCCCUCGAUUUGUUUCGAAACGACAUUCAUUUUAGAUUAUUCAUUCCUCCGUUCGUUCUGACACACGUACCUACACGUAUACCUGUACAGUACAUAUAGAGAGAGCUAUGAUGUUUAAAAAAUGACGUUCGACCUAUUUAAUAUCUUUAUGUUAUUUCAACUUGUUCAAAUAACUUCUCCCCAUUAUGGGCCUCAUUAUACAAUUAAAUUUUUACAUAUUAUUAAACGCAAUUUUUUUUCAGUACCUACAUAAUGUCACUAUGUAUACACGGUUUUGUAAUAUAAAUUUUGUCAAUUUCUGAUAAAUGAUAUUAAUGUUGUCAUACGCAACGUAUGGUCGUUUUUUAUUAAAUUAUCAAACUCGAUAAUAUCAACACUGUACUGCACUUCGUCUAUACAUUAAAAUAUAAUAUUGUGUUAAAAAUUUAACAGCAUUAUUAUUGUAAAAUUGUCAAUGUUUUAAUUGACUCGUCAUCGUUUUAAUGUUAACCAAUUACACGAUAUUAUGAAAAAAAAAAAAACCAAGGUUUACCGUGUCCGUAUAAUAUAAAUAUUUUAAAAUUAUAGAAUUUUUCUUUUUUCUUUGAAAUUAUCAUUAUGUUAUUUAAAAAAAAAUGCAAUACGUGUUUAAUUUUAAAACAUUGUAUUAAACCUAUUUCACGGCCUAAGUAAUUUUUUUUUUUAAUUCGGGCGAAUAAAGUCGAAUAUUUCUCCACAUUUUUCAUUAUUUUGUAAUUAUAUUUAUGUAUGUAUAUAAAUAUAAAAAAAAAAAAACAAUCAUAGGCAUUAUUUGACAUAAAUAUUUCAUUGGGCAUUUUCAACGACUAUCCGAUUUCUUUAUUUUGCAAACUCGUGUAAUUAUUGUAAAACUCAAAAUUGUAAUCACCAGCAGUUAUUAAAAUAAGUAUAAAUUUCAGUUUGAAUAGAGUUUAUUAAAAUGAAAUAUGAAUAACUUCUAUUAAUCGAAUUUAUGAAUCAAUUUAAUAGCCGUCAUAAUUAAAUUGUUUAAUAUUCUGAGGUCUAAUUUAUAUGCUGAACAUAAAUACUAAAACAUGUGGGCCCUUUGUCAAAUGAGUAAAAUGCAAAAAACUAAAAACUAAUGUUAAUAUAGUAAUUUGUUUUAAAUAAACAUAAAAAGCAUUUUAGUGACAAAUUAAAACAAAUAAUAUUUAUUACAAACUACAUAUGUUGAUACUCAUGGUUAUUAGAAAACAAAUUUCAAGUUAGGUAUCUAAAACAGGUAGAAUACUGCCAGUAAAUGAAAAAAUAAUUGUUAUUAUGUGUAACAGAUUGAAUUUAAAAUCAGAAAAUAAUAAUCUAAUAAUUGAAAUAAAACAAAAUGACCAUACGUAGAUAUAUGUUUGUUAAUCAUUUUAUCCAUGUAUUGAGUUAUUGAUAAAUAUAAUAUUAUAAUAUUGUCGGGCUACCCAGUAAAACUUCUCGAAAGUAAAUGUCAACAAAUUUUAUAAAACUGUGGCAAGAAAACUGCAUGAAAAAUCAAGACAGUUCCUAUACAAUUUUUUAUUAAAGCGAAAUUAAUAGUAGAAAAGUUGUUACAAAUACAACAAAUCAAAAUUAAACCGAAUUAUGUACGUGGUUUUGCUGGGUACCCGACGAUAUUUAAUAAUCAAUAAGUAUUCGAUAGUAUACAAUAUAAUAGUUUUGUAAUAUAGGUUUCUGAAAUGUCCAACUAACUUGAAACUAACAGGCGCCAUUUUUAAAAUCUAUAUUUAUUUUUUUAUUAUUGUUUUCGCGUGUACAAUAAGAAUGAAAAAAGUUCGGUUUUACGCAUCGCUUAUCUUUUUUUAAAAAAAACGCUACGAAUUUAAUAUUUUCAAAAAAUAUUAAAUACAUUUAUUUAAAAUGUGUUUUUUUUAAUGCUUAACUCAUUGGUAAAAUCAAAAUCUCCUAUCUUAUACUUAAAUUUAAAGGUUUUGCCGGCUUCUCUCGAUAUGGCUAGAUGACACUUUUCACUCGUUGUGCAAUAUAGACCAUAGCCACCUCUAUUCGCGAGUGAAUGUUAAAAUCAGAUAUAUGUAACGCAUUCAAAUUAAUUGUCAGAUAGAUCGUCCGACUUUGUCUACAUUCUUAUUGUCCAAUCGGAAACACACAUUUAAAAAAAUGUUGCUAAAUAAGAAUCAUGCCCAAAUGUUUUUCUAGUUAAAUUUAUGAGAAACAAAACAUUUUUCUUUUAGCCUAUUCAAAACAAAAUAAAAUUUCCAGAGUCCUUUGCAGUUUUUCUGCGAAGAGUCUGGGCUUUAUAAUAACUUAAUUACCUAUGUCAAAAAUAUUGAUCAUUGAUCAUUAACCAUCAUUGUAUUAAUAUUCUAUUAAUACAGAGAAUUUAUUUCAAAAUAUAAAUGUAAAAUUAAUGUUAGUGAGUAAUUAAAUAAAUAAAUUAUAUAUUAAUAUUAAUUAAUUAUUUAAAAAAAAAAAAAAAAACGAACUUUUAUUGUUAGAGUCACACGCCACACACACAUAGUAACGUUUUCAACGCAAUAUAAACAUAAAUAAAAAUAUAUAAAAUAAAUAAUAAUCGAUUUGUGUAUCGUAUGACAGUCGUGAGUCGUGGUGACAUAGACGUUUCCUAUUCAUAUCAAAUAAUAUAAAUGAUUAGAUGAAUAGGUAUUACUUCGUAAUCGUAAUUAUUACAAGUGUAAAAGUGUAAACAGUAGGUAGGUGCCGAUGUUAAUUAAUAAGUAGCAUACGGUAUCCGCGGCGAAAUACGGUGUACAUUAUGAUGGCAAUUGAUAAAUUGACCAUCCAUUCAAUAAAUCAAUGUUUUUCGAUAAUAAUAUUCGGCGUUUCGGCGCUGCGCUGCGCGUCGCGUUUGGUCCGCCGCAGUUUUCGGUAAUUCCAAAAAAGAUGCGGUUGAAAAGGUGCCCGUUUAAUGUAAUUUAUCGCCAUGUGUAGCGACGCGACCCUUUUGCGUCAUUUUGUUUGAUAGGUUUUUUUUAAUGUCCUGGCAAUAUGUUUUUGAUUGCCAUUUCCUCGGUUAAUUCGUUUCUAGUGCCUUCGAGUGCACUCGGUUUAAUGCGGAAAGAGACUCUCGUAAGCAUCAGCCGAAGAGAAAAUUGUUAACAACGAAACCCUCAACAUUUUCGCCAGAAUAAUAAAUAAAACGCCGAUUAUUAAUACACAAUCGAAAAUUUAGUUUUGUCAAUAUGUGUUAGCUAAAAAUCUAGAAAACUUUUUUGCCACUUACCUAUUUACAUUGUAAUGUAUAUAAUAAUAUAAUAUAAUGAUGCUUAGUAAUUUCCGAACAGUCUCUUUUAAAAAUAAAAUAGGCGUACCUAAUGGGUGGUAACAAAUAAUUUAAUAUUAACUAUCGUUUAGUGUUCGAUUAACGGAACCGAAACCAAAACCGAAAAAAUCAUAAUGGUUCCAAGCCCUGCUUACUACCUUACCUAUACCUACUAUAAUAAUCAUACAAAACUAUUGAAAUUUACAGAAACUGAAGCUUAUGCUUUUAAAGAAAGACGACGUGAGCAUAAAUAGUCUAUUGUCUCACUUGCGCAAAAUAAAUUCACAUUUGGAAAAGAAAGACACUAGAUUUUUGACAGGUGACACAAUGUGCUGUUUUGAUUGUGAGCUGAUGCCCCGUCUACAACAUAUCAGAGUAGCUGGUAAGUUGAUAUUACACGUAAUAUAAAAUGUAUAAAUUAAAAAAAUUAUUUAUAUGUUGUCGUGUAUUAAUAAAUUUAUCGUAUAUAUUACCUGUUCAGGUAAGUACUUUAUGGACUUCCAAAUCCCGACAGACCUGAGGUACUUGUGGCGUUACAUGUUACAUAUGUACCAACUGGACGCAUUUACCCAAAGCUGCCCGGCUGAUCAAGACAUCGUCAACCAUUAUAAACAACAACAGGUCUGUAACGAUAUGCGACCAGGCUGACGUCCUAGUCCUAUAUAGUGGGUGUAGAAUAAAAUCUAUUCGAAAUGUCUAUGAACAUUAUUUUAUAAAAAGUGUACGUAAUAUGUAUCUGGACGGAAAAAUUGCCCGAUAAAAAUGUGUAUACUGUGCAAGAGAUUUAUUUUGUUUUUGAAAAGUUCUGAAUUCGAACAAUUAGUUUUGUUCUUUGGCUAUAAUUUCCAUGGACAUUUCGUUAUCAGACGUUUUGUAUUUGCUUUCUUGUUAAACUGGUUCACAAAUCGUGGACAUAUUGUAUUUUAUGGAAACAUAGUGGACUGGGACUACGCUUAUACCGGUCGCCUUGUAGAUGCCACUUGUUCAAAUUAUAUGAUUUUUGCUAGAACCUCAUGUUACAGAAUGUCAAGAUGAAGAAACACGAGGAACUUGAGACCCCAACUUUUACUACAUCUAUACCGAUGGAACUUGACAUACAAGAUGAGUAAACACACACUAUUUCUUCCCUUUUUCGUUUUUUUGUAAAAAUUUAAAAAAAGAAAAUAGGAAAACAUUUCAAAGUUCAAUGUUUUCCAUAUUUUUAUAUCAAUAUUUAAUUUCUUCCUUUAAUUUGAUUUUUUUUUUUUAAUCUACUUAUAUGUACGCUUCUUGUUAAUUUAUUCAUAAUAUAUUUUGUAAUAUACUAUUUUUAUUAGUAUUAAAACUAAACUGAGUUAUACAUUAUUGUCAUUGUAUUAACCAACUAUAUAAUAUUAUUGUCACGUUUAUACAUACAUAUGUAUAUUUUCAUAUGCUAAAAAAAAUAUGUUUAUCUAGUGCCUUGAUUUUUUU
Messenger RNA from Cinara cedri, 30562 nucleotides. NCBI's taxonomy places the organism in Eukaryota, Metazoa, Arthropoda, Insecta, Hemiptera, Aphididae. The record is from the annotation of a GenBank genome assembly.